Molecule: messenger RNA, 3325 nt
Organism: Conger conger (European conger)
Lineage: Eukaryota; Metazoa; Chordata; Actinopteri; Anguilliformes; Congridae
Gene: rnf139
Product: ring finger protein 139
Exons: 2
Coding region: 133-2148 (671 amino acids)
Biological process (GO): ERAD pathway
Cellular component (GO): endoplasmic reticulum; endomembrane system
Molecular function (GO): zinc ion binding; ubiquitin protein ligase activity
Source: RefSeq, a predicted model, not a curated record
AAGGCGAAGAUGGCGGAGUGUGGGGAUCCCGUUAAAUAACGUGUGGAAAUCCGAAGAAUCCGGACAUCCAGGACCGGAGGUUGAGGAUAUCAAACGGAGAGACCGUGUCCUCCAGAAACAACGCCCUGUGCCAUGGCGUCCGCUCAUGCCCGAAUCAGCCAACAGGCCUUGGCCGUACUGGAUGUGGCAUUGCGAGUUCCCUGCAUCUUUAUUAUCGACGCCAUUUUUAACUCUUACUAUGAUCCCGGGUCCGGGUGGGCCGGGGCCACCGGAAAGGUUUUACUCCGAUUUUUGGGUAUUCUGGUGUCCAGUGUGGUCCUGGUCUUGUCUCAGAGGGCCUUAUUCAGGUUCUACAUGCUGUUCCUCGCAGUGCUCCUGGGUGUGGUGGCCACCCUGAUCAACUACUAUGCCACUUUGCACAUAGACUUCUACAGUGCAUACUACAAAGCAGCACUGGGCUUUAGGCUGCUACCAAGGAAUGGACCCACCCUGUGGUUGGGGAUGGCUGCUGUCCAGCUCGUGUUUGGCAUCGGCUACGUGGCGCUGCUGAACGUCCAGUCAGUGUUUGCGGCGCUUGUCGUCCUGGACAUCAUGAUCCCCAUCUGGGGGCUUAUUAUCGAGCUGCCCAUGGAUGUGCGGCAGCUGGUGGCCAUCGUGUCUGGCUUGGUGCUGGCCGUCAAUACGGCUGUGUACCUGAUCCUGAAGCUCAAGUGGUUCUACUACUCCUGCCGCUACGUCUUCCUGCUGGUCCGGCACAUGUACAGGAUCUAUGGGGUGCAGCUGCUAGUGGAGGACACAUGGAAGAGGAUCCGAUUCCCAGAUGUUCUCCGGGUCUUCUGGCUGACCCGGAUGACCGCCCAGGCCAUCAUUCUGGUCUAUGUGGUCAAGGUGGUCAGGAACGAAAGCGGUGAGCAGACCUACCUGACCUGGGACGUGUUCUGGGACCUGAUUAGCAACCUCAUCAUCAGUGGUUGCGACUCCACGCUAACAGUUCUGGGUAUGAGUGCUGUCAUCUCCUCCAUAGCGCACUACCUAGGGCUGAGCAUCCUGGCUUUCAUCGGCUCCACCGAGGAGGAAGACAAGCGGCUGGGCUUUGUGGCGCCGGUCCUGUUCUUCAUCCUGGCUCUUCAGACUGGGCUGAGUGGCCUGGACCCCGAGGAGAGGCUGGUGCGGCUGAGCCGCAACAUGUGCCUUCUUUUGACCGCCAUCUUGCAUUUCAUCCACGGGAUGACGGACCCGGUCCUCAUGUCCCUGAGUGCCUCCCACGUCUCGUCUGUCCGCCGCCACCUCCCUGUCCUCCUGGUGUCCAUAUGCCUCUUCGUGCUGCCCAUCGUGCUGAGCUACGCCCUCUGGCACCACUACGCCCUCAACACCUGGCUGUUUGCCGUCACUGCCUUCUGCGUGGAGCUCUGCCUCAAGGUCAUCGUCUCCCUGACGGUUUACACCCUCUUCAUGGUGGACGGCUACUACAACGUUCUCUGGGAGAAACUGGACGACUACGUGUACUACGUACGCUCCACCGGCAACGUCAUCGAGUUCAUCUUCGGGGUCAUCAUGUUCGGAAACGGGGCGUACACCAUGAUGUUCGAGUCGGGGAGCAAGAUCCGGGCCUGCAUGAUGUGUCUGCACGCCUACUUCAACAUCUACCUGCAGGCUAAGAACGGCUGGAAGACCUUCAUCAACCGCCGGACUGCAGUGAAGAAGAUAAACUCCCUCCCCGAGGUCAAGGGCGACCAGCUGCGCGACAUCGAGGACGUGUGCGCCAUCUGCUACCAGGAGUUUGCCACGUCGGCGCGCCUCACGCCCUGCCACCACUACUUCCACGCGCUCUGCCUGCGGAAGUGGCUGUACAUCCAGGACACAUGUCCCAUGUGCCACCAGAAGGUGUACAUCGAGGAGGAGGCCCGGGACAGCGCUCCCUUUUCCAACAACAACGGUUACGUGGCGCCCAACGAGAACGUGGGCGAAUUCGCAGAGGCCGCAGGGGCGGAAGCUGCCGCAGCCGCCAACGAGCCGGAGCUGGAGAACGAACUCCUGGAAGAUAAUGACAGUAUUGAGUACGACGAGGACGAGUGGGGGACACAAAAUGGAGGAACACCUGUGGAGGAAGACUACAUUAAUGACGACACAGACUCCAGUGGGGAAUGAUGAAAGUGUAUUUAAAUUUGGCGUCAUGUUUGUCAACAUCAGGGAUGUUUUUUUUUUUUUUUUCUUUUUUUUUUUUGCAUUUUGAUUGUCUGUUUUAGUUUGUGUAUAUUGUUUUUCAAGGGCUUAUGGAGGGGUAAAUAUUAUGAUGAGGUGUGUGUUACAGUGUGCCCAUGGGAGAUGCCUGAUAUUUUCAGUGCAAGGGAUGCACGUUCUUUCAUUCCUAGGGAUGCUCAUGAUCAUUGAUGGUUCACUGAAAGUUUGAAAUUAAAGUUUUGUAAAAAAAUAGCCUUUAAUAUUUUAAGAAACCGUUAAAAGGUGGUCUUAUGUUAUUAUUCUUACCGUUUUCACCCAAAGGGUUAUGCUGAUGCAGUUUUCUUUAUUUCUGUUAAGCUGUUUAAAUAUUUGAAGGAAGUUCUGAUGAAUCACAAAAAAAAGAAAUCUUAAAACGGACGGUCAGAGUUCUUGUGUAAGGAAGAAGGAUUUCAACUAAUGUGAUGUGCUACUGUAACCACAAAUAUACCUCCUCUCAUUACUACUGGUCUCUUGUGUGACCUUGCUAAAAUUGUGUACGUUAUUGUACAUGUAAUAAAAAAGACUUUCCUUUAUAAAAGAAAAGGUAUCCAAAUGAAUGUUUUGGAACAUUCUACCGCUGGGGAUGGUUCAUGAGUGAAAUGUACGUUGAUAUCUCGGCACCAUGUUUUAUUCAGACAGUACCUGUGUUAAUUGCUGAUCCUGGUAUUUAAUUCUGAACGUUACAGUGUUUCUGAAGGCAUCUGCCACUUUUGCCAUUUCAAAUAACACUUGAUUACGUGCAAAAUGCAUUUGGUCCUUACCCUGAAAUCACACACCUUUUUUAAUGGGAACACCUACUUCCUGGGUAAUAGCAAUAUGCCGCUAAAAGGAUUUAUUUCUUUUUUGGUUUGAUGUAAUGGAUUCAAUUAUCCCUCAGCCUUCUUCAGAAUCAAACAAUUCAGUUAUAACUGGGGUGUUAGAAUCAGAAAGUUAAAAAAAGUCUGAUUAUUCUGUGGAAUAGUUGUGCUUUUUUCUUUUGGAAAUGAAGGAUUUUGAUUUCUAGAUCAAUCAUUUGCUUUUCAAUAAAAGAUACAGUAAAAGAAUAUUUAGUAUUUUGCCUUUAAGUUAAAAAUGAUUUAUGUAAAUAAAAUCCUCUUUCACAGUG